AUGUACAACCGGGAUGUAGAAUCUUCUCUGAAUCCGAAUGCUGUGUUUCAGGGGGAAGGUGAUGGUAAUGUGCCGUCUCCACCUUCCGUCCUGCCAGGCCCUACCGUUCAUGGAGGCAAUAAGAAACCUUACAGUCGUAUUGACAGAUACCUUACAGUCGUAUUGACAGUUACCUUCAAUCUCAAAUCUAUAUGGAUACAUAUAUUGAAUAAUCUUGUUAACUUGGGAGCUAGAAAGGUUCAAGUAUAUAAGAGCGGCCCUCUGUUUUUAUCAUCGAAAGGAAUCGGAUGGACAUCAUGGAAGAGAAGGUGGUUUAUAUUAACACGUACCUCCUUGGUCUUCUUUAGAUGUGAUCCAACCCUUGGUGGUAUUGAUCUCAACAGUUCUGGAAGUGUGUUAGUCAAAGAAGACAAGGAACUCUUGACCGUGCUUUUUCCUGAUGGUCGUGAUGGAAGAGCUUUCACACUCAAGGCAGAAACACUGGAGGAUUUACAAGAGUGGAAGGCUGCACUUGAGGAAGCCCUGUUAAAUGCACCUAGUGCUGCUCUUCUUAUGGGGCAAAAUGGUGUAAUCAGGAACAAUCAGUCCAAUGCAGCUGAUACUUCUUUGGAAGAGGUGAAAGAUAGACAACCAGUAAAAUCCUUGGUCAUUGGCCGGCCAAUUUUACUUGCUUUGGAAGAUAUAAAUGGGACUCCAUCCCUCUUGGAGAAAGCUCUUAGGUUUGUUGAAGCUCACGGAGUUAAAGUAGAGGGCAUCUUGCGGCAAGCUGCAGACGUUGAUGAUGUUGAACGUCGAAUAAGAGAUUAUGAACAGGGAAAAAAUGAGUUUACUCCUGAGGAGGAUCCACAUGUGAUAGCUGACUGUGUCAAGUAUGUUAUUCGGGAGUUACCAUCAUCACCAGUUCCUGCUUCUUGCUGCAUUGCCCUCCUUGAAGCAUGUCGAACUGAUCGUGGCAUGAGAGUUAAUGCUAUGUGUUCAGCCAUAUGUGAAACGUUCCCAGAGCCAAAUCGCCGCUUAUUACAAAGAAUUCUCAUGAUGAUGCAAACGAUAGCAUCACACAAGGCUGAGAACCGGAUGAGCACAUCAGCUGUGGCGGCUUGCAUGGCUCCUUUGCUUCUUCGCCCCCUUCUUGCUGGCAAUUGUGAGCUAGAAAAUGUUUUUGACAUGGGAGGUGAUGGAUCUGUUCAACUUUUGCAGGCAGCUGCUGCAGCUAACCAUGCUCAAGCCAUUUGUAUUACAUUACUUGAGGAGUAUGAUAAUAUAUUUGGGGAGGGCACUGCAUCCCCUGAACCCUAUACUGAUUCUGCAGAAACUGGUAGUGAGAGUGAGAAAAUUACUGAUGAUGAUGAUGAUGAUGUAGCAGAUAGUUCUGAAGUGGACAUAGAUGUGAAUUCUGUGCAUGCAUUGAGUGAAACUAGCAGUGAGACUGGUGAAACUGAAGAUAAUAAGAAGGUCUCUGGAGGUCAUACAUCAGAUUCCAGUUCUCCUGAAGUGGAUGAUGCUCUUACAGACGAUAUAAUGUUGCCAUCAUAUCCAAUUCAAACUUCAUUACCUCAACAUGAUAGCAGAGAAGGGAGUGACAAUAUUCCAAAUCAAAGUAAUGAUUCAAAGAUACAACCAGAUGAUGAAUUAUUAGGAAUUGAUAAGACGUCCAUAAAGUCAUCAAAUGGACUCAGCUGGAAUGCUCAAUGGCCCACUGCCUGGGGACAUAAACCUGCAAAGAAGAGCCCUUCGAUGGAAUCCAUUGAUCUUCCCUCUGAUGAUGAUACUGAAAUCCAGAAGCUUGAGUCUACUAAAGCUGAUUUUCAAAAUAGGAUUGCUAAAGAGGCGAAGGCAAAUUUGCUUCUGAAAGAUAAGUUGGAGAUGCGGAUGAAUGCUCUGCAUGAGCGCCGCAAUGGGCUUCUCAAAAAUAUCAAACAUGGAAACACGGAUAACUUCCUGCCACCUACUUAUGCAGUUUUAGCAAAUGUUCUAGAUGAAAAUAUGGUGGCAAAACUUCUAGAACAGUUACAGAAGGAAAGGGAGUUGAGGGCAGCACUUGAAGCUGGUCUUAGAAUACCUCAAGAGCCCCUAUCUAUUCCAUCCACUAUUGACGAGAAGAAGGCUGAUGAUCUUCAAGUGCAGCUAAAUCAACAGCAGGAACAGAAUUCCAGAUUUCAGCAUGAUACAGACAAUCAACUUCAACAAAAUCCAAACAAUAAAAAAAAGUCAAAGGAUAAAAAUAUUGAUGUUGGGGACAUAUCCAUCUCAAGUACUUUUGAGAAGUCGGCAAGAAAUAAGGCUGCUAAUUAUACAACCUCUGCACUGGCAAAGCUUACAAAUAGACUUAAAUUCUUAAAGGAAAAACGUGCACAGAUUGCAAAUGAGCUCCAUAAUUUAGACAAAAGCAGAAGUUCGGGUCACUCUAAUGACUCUAUCCAUAACUUUGAACAAGGUGAAGGAUCAGACCAUCAGCAUUUCCAUCAGCAUUCAGUUCCAAAUGCAGAGAAUUCUCAAGGAUCUGAAGGUCAAUCAUCUGAAAGACAUCGAGGAUCAGACAGCAGUCAUAAUCAAGACAUUCAAUUUGUCCAAAAUGCUAAUAGAGCAAGAAACGCUGAAGAGCAUCCUAAUCUGGACAGAGGAAAAUCAGAAAGCUUCCCGACGGUGGACAAAGGGCGUUCUUCUAUGCGUGCUCCAAGAGCAUACUCCAGAUGAUGCAUGCAUGCCUUAUUGGAAGUUUCAAAAUUUGUUCUACAUAAUGCAUCAUGGCCUAAUAGAAUGCCAAAAGAUUAUUUAUAUGGGAGAUUUUCAAUUUGAGAUCUUGAAGGCGUCCAUGCUUCACCAGUUGUUAUGUACAAUUCUCGUUGUGGAAGACAAACAGUUUGGAAUGCUGAUUGACCGAGAGUUUCUUCUUUAGAAACAACUAUGGUGCUCCUGUACAGAUGUAUUUGUAUUGCCAAACACAAUCUAUAAUUUAGAUCAAUAGUUUAAGGUUGUGAAGCAUUUUUAAGCUCAGGUUUUGCUAAUUAGUCUUUAUUAUACAAAGUACGUGUAUGUAUAUACGCCAGCAGAGCCUGUUGCGUGUGUAUUUCCUAAUAAUAUCUAGAGAGAUAUGGUAGCACCAAAAUUUUGAUA
This is a messenger RNA of Olea europaea var. sylvestris, 3114 nucleotides long. RefSeq names its product rho GTPase-activating protein REN1-like. The record is from RefSeq and is a predicted model, not a curated record. The coding region runs from base 1 to 2694 and encodes 897 amino acids. Gene Ontology annotation, biological process: signal transduction. The transcript has 25 exons. NCBI's taxonomy places the organism in Eukaryota, Viridiplantae, Streptophyta, Magnoliopsida, Lamiales, Oleaceae.